This is a messenger RNA of Penicillium soppii, 1473 nucleotides long. Its product is annotated as putative hexokinase Kxk. Gene Ontology annotation, biological process: glycolytic process; intracellular glucose homeostasis; glucose 6-phosphate metabolic process. Gene Ontology annotation, cellular component: cytosol; mitochondrion. The transcript has 5 exons. The coding region runs from base 1 to 1473 and encodes 490 amino acids. Gene Ontology annotation, molecular function: fructokinase activity; glucokinase activity; mannokinase activity. The record is from RefSeq and is a predicted model, not a curated record. Lineage: Eukaryota; Fungi; Ascomycota; Eurotiomycetes; Eurotiales; Aspergillaceae.
AUGGUCGGACUUGGCCCUAAACAACCACCCUCCCGCAAGGGGUCCAUGCAGGAGCUGCCCCAGGACCUUCUGGGGCCCAUCCAGAAAUUCGAGAAGGAAUUCACCGUCGAUAAGGAGAGACUGAAGAAGAUCGUGAACCACUUCGUGAAGGAGCUCGAGAAGGGUUUGACCGUUGAGGGCGGCAACAUUCCCAUGAAUGUUACCUGGGUUAUGGGAUUCCCCGACGGCCAUGAACAGGGAACCUACCUUGCCCUCGAUAUGGGCGGCACCAACCUGCGUGUCUGCGAGAUUACCUUGACCGAGGAGAAGGGCGCUUUCGAUAUCACACAAUCCAAAUACAAGAUGCCGGAGGAGCUCCGGACUGGUACCGCCGAGGAGUUGUGGGAGUAUAUCGCCGACUGCUUGCAGCAGUUCAUCGAGACCCACCAUCAAGAGAAGAGCAUUGGCAAGAUCCCUCUGGGUUUCACUUUCUCCUACCCUGCUACUCAGGAGUACAUCGACCACGGUAUUCUGCAGCGCUGGACCAAGGGCUUCGACAUUGAUGGUGUUGAGGGCGAGGAUGUUGUUCCCCCUCUGGAGGAGAUCCUGAAGAAGCGGGGCCUCCCCAUUAAAGUGGCCGCCCUUAUUAACGACACCACCGGUACGCUCAUUGCCUCUGCUUACACCGACUCCGAUAUGAAGAUUGGCUGUAUCUUCGGUACCGGUGUCAACGCCGCAUACAUGGAGAAUGUUGGCUCCGUGCCCAAACUGGCUCACAUGAACCUGCCCGCCGACAUGCCCGUGGCUAUUAACUGCGAGUACGGUGCAUUCGAUAACGAGCACAUCGUGCUCCCUCUGACUAAAUAUGACGAGAUCAUUGACCGUGACUCUCCCCGCCCCGGUCAGCAGGCCUUCGAGAAGAUGACCGCUGGUCUUUACCUUGGCGAGAUCUUCCGUCUUGCCCUUAUUGACUUGAUCGACAACCACUCCGGCCUUAUCUUCAAGGGCCAGGACAUCUCCAAGCUGCGCAAGCCCUACCUGCUGGACGCCUCCUUCCUUGCCGCCAUAGAGGAGGACCCCUUCGAGAACCUGUCCAACACCUUGGACCUCUUCAGCAAAGAACUGGGCAUCAACACCACAGAGCCCGAGCGUGUACUGGCCCGCCGUCUCUCCGAGCUCAUCGGUACCCGUGCCGCUCGCUUGUCCGCCUGCGGUGUUGCCGCUAUCUGCACCAAGAAGAACAUUGACUCCUGCCACGUCGGUGCCGACGGCUCCGUCUUCACCAAGUACCCCCACUUCAAGGCGCGUGGUGCCCAGGCCUUGAGAGAGAUUCUCGACUGGCCCGCCGGUGUGACCGACAAGAUCGAUAUCCUGGCUGCUGAGGAUGGUUCCGGUGUAGGUGCCGCUUUGAUUGCUGCCCUAACUCUCAAGCGUGUCAAGGCCGGCAACCUGGCCGGUAUCCGCAACAUGGAUGACAUGAAGACCCUACUGUAA